AUGUCAUCGACUUCAGCACCCUCCUCGGACAACAGGAAGCAGAAGUAUAUGCGUGCGCCAAAGUCUGGAAACUUGGACACUUCUACUUUAGAAAAGCUUUCCAAAUUAAAUGAAGCUCCACAAAAUGAUGCAACAUUUGCCGAAACAGUUUCCUUUAUAAAGUCUGGGUUGGCAUCCAAGGUCUUAUCCACCUGGUCGUUCUACGCAUCAUCCAACGACCACGCUGAGCUUAUUCAAUGUACCGUUCAGAUAUCCAAACUUACACAGUUGGUCAAUGCUGGUAGUGGAUCAUACCAACAUGGUAACACGGAUAUCUCUGCCUUGACUGCAAGUCAACUUGUUUUCUUGGAAGCUAAGUCGGCCAUUGUCGACUUCUACAAGGAGAUCUUGAGCAGUGCAUACCUCAAGGUGAUAUACAGAGCGUUGAACAAUAUCAAGCCUUCACUUACAAACCCAACACUCCGCAUAUUGACCAAUAUUUUGAAUUAUAGUUCAGGUGCUCUUGUAGAUGAAUUCUUGAAUAAUUUCGAUAUGAAUUUGUCAUGCUUACCAAAAUUGGCCCUCCCAUCGACUAGUGCUUCAAAUGCCACUGGAAACAAUAAAAAAUCAACCCCAGAUCACCUUUUGGUUAGAUUCAAUUUUGUCCGUUUCUUCUUUGCCCUUUGUUCUAACGCUAAUCCGUUCACAAGAAAGGAUAUUCUUACUACUCAUCAUAAGAUUUUGAAUAACAUCUGGAAACAUAUGGCAGACACAGACUCGGUACCAGCACUCAACCAACUCUUGGACUUUGUAGAAAAGUUUGUUCUCGAAGAAUCAACUUUUAAAAAGGCUACCAAGUGUAAAAUCUUAAGUGAAAACUUUAUGUACAAAGUUCAACUUUUAUUUGGAAGAUUGGAUGGUAAUGAAGAGUUCUCCAAGAGAGUUAUUGGGUUUUUAACUACAUUGGCUACCGAUUUCAAAAACGGUCUUUGUUUCGUUAACGAUACCCCGUUCAAGGCACGUCAAGAGGGUGGGGUUCCUAUCACUGUCAAUAAUAAGACCUUCCGCAUCAAUAACAAGCUCAUUUAUACCUUUUUGACAACAUUAAAGCCAUGGGAGUCCAAUGCUCAAUUGCUGUUGGUGAUGAGUAUCUUGGAAGUCAAUACCGAAUUGAUUGGUCCUUACACUAAUUGGAUUGUUCAAACUGGUGGUGGGUACCAUGAUCCUUCUCUCACAAGUUGGUGGGUCGGUCACACUUUGUUGUAUAAUAAUAUUCUUCAAUUGAAAAUCCAAGAUUUCGAAGCUGAUUCUGAAGAUAUCAUUUCAAACAAACCAUCUUAUGAAACCCGUCUUCUCGUGGAAACAAUUUGUCUUGCACCAUUAUCAAAGGGAAGUAUUACCAAAUGUCUUACUGGGGAUCAUCCUUUAAUCAGACAAUUUGCUGCCCAACUUCUUGUUCUUCAACUUAAUAAGACUAACGAACUUCUCAAACAUACCUCCACCCGUAAACAAGAGCUUGUUGAGUCUGUGAUAAGCAACUUACCAGAUGUUGCAACCAUAGCUUCUUGUCUCAAGGAAGCUAAUGAAAAGAAUGGUCUGAAACUUUGGAAACUUACCCUUUCCAUGGUAAUAAGUAAGAUGGAGCAACUUCUGUCAACGCCCUCUGCUUCUCUUUCUAAGCUUAUAAACUCAGAAAUCGACACUUUCCUUGUUAGCAGCGAAGAUGGUAACACCUCAUUGAGUGGUAUGGACUUGGUCAAAUUGGAUCAAUUUCUCUCAAUUCAAGCUGCUCAAAACGAACAAGAAUUCAAAUGGUGGAAUAAAACUUCCAACAAUAAUAAUUCGUUCUUUACUUCGCUUAUCAAAUUAUGCUCAUCUCCUGACAUCAAUGAAUCUUUAAUCUAUAAGAACUUCAAACUCUUGGAAACUUUAACGAAUCGUACUUUGGUGUUCAACAAGGACUUGAUUGUAAGUCCUAUAUUUGCCAUUCUUCAACUGUCCAAGUCAAACAAUGAGCAAGUAUGGAAUCUUUUAGACAGAACAAUUUCUCGUGCUAUUACCCACCCAUACAAAUAUCUUGACUUAUCCCAUCAAAAGUAUAACGACAUUAGUUUGUUCGUUAUUAUUCUUGUGGAACAAUUCAAGUUUAUUUUCAAAGCUGAUUCUACUUCGAACGAUGAACUCGUGGAUGCCACAAGAUGGCUCAUGAGGGUUUUCCGUUACUUAGCUGUUAUUGGCGAACCUCAAUCAGCCCUCAAACUGUUGAUCGGAGAAUACUUGAAGGGUGAACAUGAAAUCACCAAAUUCAAAGAAAUUGUAGAAAAUGAAGAUCUUUUGAAUAGGGCAUUCAACUUUGAAGCAAGCGAACAAUUGGGAGAAGUUGAAUCUGAUUCAUUCUUGAAUUAUGUGAUCUCAACCAAACUUCCUCAAGAUUCAAAACGUAUUCCAAUCACCAAGUUUGACAUUGCUGGAUUAUUACUCAAGUUGAACAUCCUUAUUGAGAAUGAAUCAUCAUCUUCCGUUAUUAUCGAUUUAAUGUUGAAGUUGGGUAACUAUUUGAUCAGUGCUUUACCAGAAGAUCAAGACCUUGGAAAAUAUAUUCUUUCAAAUAGAUUUGUCCAAUCAUACUUUGUUACUAAGGCUGAAUUGAACGCAAACUCUGCCACAACUUCUAAAUUAUUGGUCAGUAAUAUGGUGAAUGAAAUCUUCCAACAACUUCCAAAAAUUGUUUUUGAAGGAUCUAAUGAUUUCAACUCUUUAGUCUUUGAAUUAUUUACUGGAUCUGAAAUCACUUUACCACUUCAACUGUUUGUUUCCAAGUUCACAUGGGUAUUGAAGGACUCUCAAAUCCAACAACUUAUUGGCAAUGAAGUUAAAGUUCUGAAUGUUUAUUUGUCAGUAAGUGUAUGCAAAGAAGCAAUCAAGAGAGGUUUAACUGUAUCAUCAGAAUUAUUUUCACAAAUUUCAGGUGGAAACUUUGCAGAUGAUCUCAUUCAAAUCUUGGAGUCUGGAAAGGUAGAAUUCAUCACCAGUGCUACCCUUGAAGAAACAAUCAAUGAAGUAUUGCAGGAUACCAGUAAACAUUAUUUACUUAAAUCUUUUAUCAUUGCAUACAACGAUAGAAAUAUUGUUCAGUACUUGGUAAAGAAGUCUGCUGUAUUGAAUGAUCAAAGUUUAUUGACGUUUAUCGGGUAUUGUAUCUCGGAAGAAUCUAAGCAAUUUGAUUCCGUUACAGCAGAAUUCUUUGCAAGAGUGAUUCCAAUUGCUAUGGAACAAUUUGAAUCCAACAAGUCUGUUUGGAACCAAACAAUCUCUAUCUUGACCAGUGGAUUGGAAAACGUGAAUGAAUCCCAAAUCGAAAGAAUGAUAGACUUUGCCACAAAGGAAGAAACCAAGCAAGGGUUUACCUCUGGAUUUGCAAACUUUGCAUUGGAAGUUAUCAAGAAGAACCCCGAAUCAUUAGAGAAUGGGGAUUCCGCUCUCUCAGUUUGGCUUCAUAAGUCCAUGUUAUACAUUACCAAGAAAUUUGCAAUUUCUACUAAGAUCACCACCAAAUUUGACUCAUUUAUACUGUCUAUUGAAACCAUUGUUCAAUAUUUACCUUCUAUUGGGUUAUCAGUGUGGAAAGCUGCCCCAAUUUCAAUUGUAAAUGCCCAAUUAGAAGUUAUUCUUACCCACAACCAAUGGGUAAGUGACUCAAAGGUAUUGCAAUAUGUUAAUUCUGUUCUUAUGACUGGACUGAGAAAUAUUGUUCAAUUUGAAAGAUUAUUGCAAAUUUUCUUGAAUAAUGAAUUUAUGCCACUUGGAUCCUUACCAUCCGAAAAAACGUUCGAAAGUCGUUUCCAAUCUAGUUUGGUAAUCUUUAAUCUUUUCUCAAUGGAUAUCCAAAAGAACUCAACCAUGUUAGUUUUGAACAAGUUGAUUGCUAUGUAUUUGGGAUCCGUUCGUGCUGAAGAUUUGAUUUUGAAGUCCAUUUUGAUCCGUAUUGAGGCUCAAUUGGCAGUCUCUUGGAUCUCACAAGUUAACAAUUGGGAACUUUCUGAAGAAAUGUCUAAUGAAGAACUUGAAGUAGUUGGAGGUGAUGAAAGAUUGAUUUUGCAAGACAAGACUGGUCUUGUAGUUAAUUUACACAAGAACUUUAUUAGAAACUCAAACAAUGGUGUUAUCAGAGAAGACUCCACCAUUGUUCCCACAAGUUUAAUUGACUAUUUUGGCAAGAAAAAUGCAUCAUUCACCAACUGUUGGAAGGACAUUCAAUCAUUCCAAAACACCAAUAAGCUCUUUGUGAACCAAAAUUAUCAACAAACAGUAUAUGAUCCAGAACUUUUGAUGAUGUUGAUUAUAAAUAAUGAAGAAUUAGUCAAAUUUGGAGAAGAGAAUAAACCUAUUGUCGAUGUUAAGAAGUUGGUUGAAGCCAAUUUACUUCAAUUUAUCGUUAAUUGUUUAGCCUUGCCAUCCGUGUCUAGGUUCCUGAAGGUUAUUUUGGUUGGAGUUUUGAAAACUGUCAGUGAUUCUGAAUAUUCUUACAAGGAUAAGAACAUUUACCGUGUAUAUGUCGCCAACAUUUUGAACACCUUAAGGGAUGCUGAAACUUCAUCAGAAAUUUCCACUCUUGUUUGGUACUUACAUGGUGCCAUUGUUCCUAUUUUGUCCAACCCAGGUCAUUUCUUGUAUGAGCGUGCCUUCAGAUACGUUUUGUCACACCCAAAGAUUCAAGCCAAGCACAUUCCUAUGUACAGUAGUAUUAGCAUGUCCUUGAGUAGUGAUGCAGAACUUGGUGGAGAUGAUUCUCAUUUUAAACAAGUGUCAUGGAUCUUACAACAAUUCAGCCAGGGUCUUAGUAACACAAAGGAUUUGACUUUACUUCGUUUCAGUGGAGCUAUUGAAUGGGCCUUGAAUUUGGCCAACUCUCCAUACACCAAUUUGAGAGUAAGAUCACUUGUCUACAGACUCUUGUACAACAUGCAAGCCAUUGACGAAGGCUCUGACCUUUUGGUGGCUAGAUUUGGAGUUUUAACUAGUCUUGAACAACAAGUCUACAUGGUUGAGCAAGCCGGGGCUUCUAGUGCUCCAAAGGCUCAAGCAGAAUUGGCCAGUAAACAACUUGCUCUUAAUAUUGAAGAGUUGGCAGUGAGGUUAGGAAUUACCGUAGGAUCGAACAAGAGAAUUAGAGAAUGGACAGGUGAUGAUAUCGAAGGUUUUGUCAAGAGAGUACAUAGAAAGACGGAGUCUAUUGACGCCGCAAGCAGUAUUUAA
Molecule: messenger RNA, 5235 nt
Organism: [Candida] anglica
Lineage: Eukaryota; Fungi; Ascomycota; Pichiomycetes; Serinales; Debaryomycetaceae
Source: the annotation of a GenBank genome assembly